Pseudocercospora fijiensis CIRAD86 is the source of this 679-nucleotide messenger RNA. RefSeq lists its product as uncharacterized. The record is from RefSeq and is a predicted model, not a curated record. NCBI's taxonomy places the organism in Eukaryota, Fungi, Ascomycota, Dothideomycetes, Mycosphaerellales, Mycosphaerellaceae. Gene Ontology annotation, molecular function: RNA binding; structural constituent of ribosome. Bases 41 to 508 code for a protein of 155 amino acids. The transcript has 3 exons. Gene Ontology annotation, cellular component: small ribosomal subunit; cytosol; ribosome. Gene Ontology annotation, biological process: translation.
AAGCUAUCGCCAGCGACAUCUUCACCCAACGACCGCAAAGAUGUCUCUCGUUUCCGGCGAGAAGUCGAACUUCCAGUUCAUCCUGCGUCUCCUCAACACCAACGUCGAUGGCAAGCAAAAGGUCAUGUACGCUAUGACCAAGAUUAAGGGUGUCGGUCGCCGAUACUCUAACUUGGUCUGCAAGAAGGCCGAUGUUGAUCUCAACAAGCGCGCCGGCGAGCUUACCUCCGAAGAACUUGAGCGUAUCGUCACCAUUCUCCAGAACCCAACCCAAUACAAGAUCCCAACAUGGUUCCUCAACAGACAGCGCGACAUCGUGGACGGCAAGGACGGCCAGGUGCUCGCCAACGGCGUGGACAGCAAGCUCCGUGAUGACUUGGAGCGCCUGAAGAAGAUCCGCGCCCACCGUGGUCUCCGUCACUACUGGGGUCUCCGUGUCCGUGGUCAGCACUCCAAGACCACCGGUCGUCGUGGUAGGACCGUCGGUGUCAGCAAGAAGAAGGGAUAGUGGUCUGCGAGAUGUUUUCUGUGCUAUGAUGGUGUGGUGGGAAUGGCGUCUAUACUCGGCACAUUGCUUUGGGCGUGCUAUUAUGCAUUGAUGGAUGCACGGGUGGUCUGUGACAGCGGCAGAGACGCAAAAGUAGCAUGACCAGAAUCCAAUCAUCAAGUUCAGCGCUCG